Rhizopus microsporus ATCC 52813 is the source of this 3601-nucleotide messenger RNA. RefSeq lists its product as uncharacterized. Gene Ontology annotation, biological process: endosomal transport; actin cortical patch assembly; endocytosis. The coding region runs from base 120 to 3494 and encodes 1124 amino acids. The record is from RefSeq and is a predicted model, not a curated record. Gene Ontology annotation, cellular component: actin cortical patch; mating projection tip; cytoplasm. NCBI's taxonomy places the organism in Eukaryota, Fungi, Mucoromycota, Mucoromycetes, Mucorales, Rhizopodaceae. The transcript has 7 exons. Gene Ontology annotation, molecular function: actin binding; calcium ion binding.
CGGUAAUUUAAAUUAGAAGGCGAUGCGGAAAUCCAAAUUAAGCAAUGAAGAGCAUGAUACUUGGUUGAUGACUUCUUCCUUUUCUUUAUUUUAAAAACUUCACUUCUAUAUCUACUACAAUGUAUAGUGGUAAUAGCGGUAGUCCUUCAAAAGGAAUCCGGUUUACCUUCUUGUCACCAUCUGACCAAGCUAAAUUUGAGCAACUUUUUAUUCAAGGUGCUGCUCAAUUUGGAGGAAAUCAGAUUGGAGCUCAGGCAGUAGGUGAUAUAUUGAAGCGCUCAAACCUUGACAAUGAAUCCUUGGCAAAAAUUUGGGAUCUCGCAUCUGUUGCCAACGCACCUUAUAUGACUUUUCCCGAAUUUGCAACUGCAAUGUAUCUUACUUCCCGGAAGCUUAUCGGACAAGAAAUUCCUUCUGCACUCCCACCUAGUAUGAGAGAGGAGAUAGAGAUAGCCAUAGCAACCAUUGCCUCAACAGAAACUUCACAACCAUCACAGCCGCAACAACAACAACAACAACAUCUCAUUGAUACAAGCUUUUCUCUGCAGCCUACAAUAAGCCCACAAGUUCCGAUGAUGACAGGUAUGAUGCCACAAAUGGCUCUAAGAACAGGUAUUCAGAACAUGCAAAGUUUAAGGCCUGCUGCACCUCAGAUGCCCAUGCAGACAGGGCUAAUGAACAACAGUAUGCCAAGUUUUCAAGCACCAAUGCACACUGGUUUCCACCCUACUCCGCCACCACCAAACAAGCCUCGUCUUCAGAACCUUGAUUUUGCGAAAAAGAUGAUGCCUGACCAGAACGGAGUGACCAAUCUUCUUAAUCCCAGCCUUGGAACAAGUGAAGCAGACAGAAUUUCUUGGAAAAUCAGUCCACAGGACAAAGCAAGAUAUAGGGAAAUAUUUAAUGCUUGGGAAGGCUCUAAUACUGGAUUUAUGUCGGGCGAUACAGCAAAAGAUGUAUUCACUCAGUCCCAAUUGCCGCCUAGAGACCUGAUGAAGAUUUGGAAUUUGGCAGAUUCAGAAAACAGAGGAAGCUUGGAUAUCGAUGAAUUUUGUAUCGCAAUGCACUUGAUCUAUAGAAAGCUCAAUGGCUUCGAAAUCCCUAAUAAGUUGCCUCCUGAAUUAGCACCUCCCUCUAGCGUUCUUAAAAAGUUCGUGCUCGGUCGUCGUCCUCCCCCCUCGGUCCCUUCGUUUAGUCCUCAGCAGCACCAUCGAUCUAUAGAAGAGCCAGAUGAGGAUGAUUAUGAUCAUCACGAAAAUGAUUACGUAUCAAGCUCUCGAAGAAAAGGCCAUACAAGCAGAUCUUUAAGAAGAUACAAUCAAUACGACGCCGAAGAAGAGGCAGAUCCUGUUAUUUUAGAAGACCUUCGUCGUCAGAUCUAUGAGACUAAACGUAAAUUAGACGGCAUCAAUAUCCCUCGAACCAAGGGUUAUAGCACAGCAACAAGCAAGUACACUUUAGAAGAGCUCAAAGAAAACAUUAGAAAGGCACAUGCUCAAUUGGAACAACUUCUUCAAAACAACAAUGCAGCCAGAAAGUAUACUGAAAACUCUGAAAUUUUACUUAAUUUGCUAGAGACUCAAAAGUCCCUUCAAGACGAGAUACAGUACCUCUGCAAUCGUGAUAUCCCCGUAUUGGCUCGUCAGCUUCGUGGUGCUGCUGCAGAGUUAAGAGAUGCAAAGGUUCGUCACAGCAAGAGGCAUGAUGGCACGCAGGACUAUAUGGCAUUCAUUCAACCCACGGGACCCGGAGGCUCAAUUACAGAAAGCGACCGUGUUCGCGCAAAGGCUAAAGCUAUGAUGGCUGCCCGUAAGAUGGGUAGCAGUGGUGCAAGCUCGGACAGUAGUUUCGUUCUUAGACGCGCCGAAGAAGAAAAGGAAGAUGCUGACAGAUUGGCUGAUACUAUCGAGCGUGACAUGGAGCGAUCAAGGACCGCUUUGCUUGAUAUGAGAGGUGACUUGAGAUACUUGGAGGAAAUGACAUCUUAUUUGGAAGACAAGAAGAGAUUUGAGAUAAGCCAGCAAGACCUUUCAUACGAACUUCGCCGCUUUAUUGAGGAGCUGAAUACAAAGCCUAUCUCUCAGCCCUCCUAUGCUUCUCGUGGUCUCACUAGCAGCUUCUCCUCCAUGAACAUUAGCAGUCAAAGUCCUACUGUCACGACACCCACUCUAUCGAAUGCUAGCCCUAGUCCAACGCCAAAACCUGCUCCUGUUAGGGCACGUACUGCUGAGGAAAUUAAAAAAGAGGCUGAACGCCGAGUACAAGAACGCUUAGCAGCUCUUCAAGCCAGAAGAAAUCCAGGUAGCUCACCUAAGCCUGCUCCGCCUACUUCAUCCAUACCUACUCCAUCCCCAUCUGUUUUAUCAGUCAGUAAACCAGAUGAGGCAGAAAUGGCUGCUCAAGAGCGUCUACGCAAUGCUGAGCGUGAAGCACAGGAACAACUGAGAGCAUCUGUUACUCAACGAGAAGGAUAUGAGAGACAAAAACGAGACAUGGAGAUUGAACGGGAAAGAAUCGAGCGACAAAAAUUAGAAGAUGAACAGCGCGAAGAGGAGCGUAUUCGUCAGGACAGAGAAGAAGAAGAAAGACGCCAUGAGCAAGAAGAAAGAGAAUUAGAGGAGCGAAGAAGGAAAGUACUAGAAAAAGAAGAAGCUGAUAGAAGAGCUAGAUAUGAAGCAAUUCAGCGUGAACAAGAAGAGGAGGAAAGAAGGAAGGCUGAACAGACUCAAGCAGCUCCAAAGGAACAUAAGCCUGAAGAAGCUCCUAACGUGCCAGAAGCAGUUUCUCCUUCAACUACCCCACCUGCUCCACCUGCUCCACCUGCUCCAUCAGUUCCAUCAGUUAUCCAUGAAACCAGUUCAGUGGCAAGCUCGACUAACCCCUUUGCAAAGUUUCAGCAGUCUACUUCAACUACUUUGGAAGGAUCUUCCCAAGCAGAGAAGCCCAAUGAAACAGCCAACAAACGCGUAAGCUAUAAUCCAUUUGCUGCAUUUUCCGCGUUUUCAGCUACUAAAGCUGGCGCUGAAGAAUCAGAUUCUGACGAUAGCUGGGAUGCAGAUGAUCAUGAAUCUGAAGAUGAAAGCGAGUUCCCUGCUGCCGGUAGCGCAAAGAACUUGGCAGGCAGGCUCUUUAGCGUUUUAAGUCAGAGACAAGGAGGCGCUUCACCUGUACCAUCACCUAAACCUUCAACAAUAAGCGCUCCCUCACAGGUAUCUACUCCUGCUUCUUCUGAUACAAGUAUACCACCACCACCUCCUCCUCCUCCUUCAGCAAACUCAACUGUUCCCUCUCCUCCACCCCCUCCUUCUAUCGUACCUAGCCCACCAGCAGUACCACCAGUUCCUCAAGCACAGCCUGCGCCUUCUCAAGCUAGUUCACCACCUUCAGGUGAUGCAAGAAGUGCUUUAUUAAGUCAAAUUCAAUUGGGAGCAAAAUUGAAGAAAGCAGUAACAAAUGAUCGCAGUACAUCUUCAGUGGCAGGUCGUGUUUUAUAAUGACAUGCUUACAUUUUUGAAAUAAAAUAGCUCCAAGUAAUUAUAUAAAAAUAAACAAUGGGAGGCUGAAAUUAAAUGCUGGACGGCAUCAAGGCACAAUCAUAGGC